This is a messenger RNA of Aplosporella prunicola CBS 121167, 747 nucleotides long. RefSeq lists its product as uncharacterized. Gene Ontology annotation, biological process: negative regulation of DNA-templated transcription. Bases 1 to 747 code for a protein of 248 amino acids. Gene Ontology annotation, molecular function: transcription corepressor activity; transcription factor binding. The record is from RefSeq and is a predicted model, not a curated record. NCBI's taxonomy places the organism in Eukaryota, Fungi, Ascomycota, Dothideomycetes, Botryosphaeriales, Aplosporellaceae. Gene Ontology annotation, cellular component: nucleus. The transcript has a single exon.
AUGAGCUCCAGCGGGCCUUCCUCCGGUUCCAAAUACGACCGACAAACCACCACGCCGUUCCUACUGAAGCUCUUCUACCGCACCAACAGUUUCCACCGCCUUGAAGAGUUUUCGCCUUACGCUUCCUCGCCGCCUCCGCAUCUCCAAAUCUACACUUGGCCUACCUGCACGCUGCGCGAGCUGACACAUCUGCUAGUGUCCGCUUUGCCUUCUGUUGUGCCCUCACCCGCUAUCGGCACGCGCUUGGCCUUCAAGCUGAUAUUCCCAGAUGCGCGCGAUGCUGCGAGCGGCCGCGACAAUGGACCCGCUCGAUAUGUGAGCAAGGAUCUGGGCAGCGUGGUCAUCGGUGCUGGCGGACCAGGCGUAGAUGACGAAGCCAACGGUCGCAGCGAACUCGACAGACUGGAAGGCGACGCAGACAAGACACUGCAUGCCGCGCGCUUCAUCAUUGGCGAUUAUGUCUCAUGCGCCAUCUUCCCACCUUUGUCUGAUGGUAGCGUGGCCCCACCGCCGCCGCGCGAGCGCUAUUCGCGUGCCGGCGAGUUUGGCAUGUCGAGAGGAGGUGGGGGACCACCACGUGAAAAUGGCUACGGUGGCGGCUACGGGAGAAGGGGUGGUGGCAGGUACGAUGGCCCUGGCCGACUCGGAAGCGGAGGGGUUCCAUCUGGUGAAUGGAGAAGAGGAGAGGUACCCAGCGGCGGCCCUGGCGGUUAUGGAAGAGGAAGAGGGCGUGGAAGGCCGUACUGA